Molecule: messenger RNA, 4800 nt
Organism: Frankliniella occidentalis (western flower thrips)
Lineage: Eukaryota; Metazoa; Arthropoda; Insecta; Thysanoptera; Thripidae
Product: lateral signaling target protein 2 homolog
Cellular component (GO): early endosome membrane
Molecular function (GO): metal ion binding
Source: RefSeq, a predicted model, not a curated record
AGCGCUCAAAAUGAACCUGUUGACUCAAGAAAUGGUUGAUGUUUACGACCCAGCUCUUAUGUUUACUAUCCCCCGACUUGCUAUCGUCUCUGGACUUCUCAUAUUCCCUGAUGGACCACUUUGUUUGGAUAGAACGCCUGCUCAUAUGUCAGAAAUGUUUAGGCCAUUUAGGACUCUGCUCUUUAAAAUAAGGGAGCUAUUAUGGACAUUAACGCCUAAAGAGUUGUAUACGCUAGAAAAGAUGUUAUGCUCCUCUGAGGAUCCAGUACCGUCCCCGUCGGCCUCCAGCAUACUCCUGUCAAACAAUGACGAGCCUGUGCCUACUGCAAGCUGUUAUCCCAGCGUACCACACCUUGAGGAAUUCGUGUCACGUUUUUAUUCUGAUCACCCAGGCUGCAAACAGUUUGUCACAGACUUUUUCAACACGGCACCAGCCUCAGCGACUCGAACGCCUAACGCACAGAGCAACGUGCAGAGCGACAAUGCCUGGGAAAGUGGCACGAGUUCCGACGAAGGGGAUGAGGAGACUGAGUGCGAAACAGUCAGGGAGAACACCUUGAAGCGUGCAGAGAGCUCUGACAGCACCACGAAGUAUGGUGACAGUGAAAGUGACACGAGCGAGUAUCAGUCACCCCAGUUGUCGGUUUCUGAUUCCGAGAGCCCGGAGUCGCGCGAGGAGGCUGGGAACAGGUGCUACUGCCAGGCGCAGGCUGCGCAGGCGAGCCCCAGCUCGAGCGGCCACCAGUGCGCACUGGGGCACAACCUGCUGAGCUUCCCCGGCGAGUGUGCCGAGUGCAACACGCUGUCGACGGCGGCCGCGGGCACGGACAGCAUCCCCAUCCCGGGGAGCGGCUACCUCCUGGCCAACCAGGUCGGCGUCGAGGCCAUGAUGGGGUCGGGGCACGCCGAGCGGGCGGCGUCGAGGGCGGCGUCGAGGGCCGAGGGACUGGAGGACGGCAUGGAGAGGCUGGGGCUCGAGGGCCUCGGGGCCGCCGGGGAGUCGCUGCCGGACGGCGACGCCCGCGAAGCCAUGCUCCUUGCCACCGCCACCCUCUCGACGCUGCUGAGCGGGACCGUGCGCGCGGCGCAGAGCCCCCUGGACUCGGGCCUCGGUGCCCUGACGAGCGGCAGCAGUGGCAGCAGUGGCAGCAGCGGCAGCGAUGAUGCGGAUGCAGCGAGUCUGUCGGACACGGCCCCGGGGCACAGCCAGGGCCGCGCCGAGCCUCCGGACCACUGGCAGGUCCACUCCAUACCUUGCAGUUCUGUGAUAUCGAGCGUAAAAGAGGACCAAACAUCACAAAGCGAGACGAGCACUGAAGUUGUCAACGACCAAGACGGGAUGUGGCAAUCCUGGAACUCUUCCCAGCCCGGCUCGUCCACCCUAGUCCAUUCUUCUUUUUUCCCUGUAUCAGUCGUUCCUUCCAAAGAGUAUGUGCACGAGGACUCAGAUUCUGUGACAAGCCUUGAAAUCUCGUUGACAGAUUCAAAUAACUGUGAUGUUUUAAUAUCGGAUGAGACUCGCAGCUCAGAAGUUCCGAUUCCUACAUGUGUUCCCAUUAGAAAUUUGCUUCAACAAGUAUCAAGUGCAGAUCAAUCUGAUCAUGGCAAAAUUAAGUUAAGUGUUGUAAGGUCUGGUGGGGGAGAUGGUAGAGAUGAUGAGUGGCUCGGAAUAGCACAAGGAGAAGGCCAGAUUGCAAUUUGCUCAAGUAAUGUAAGCCGUGAAAGUGCUGAAGGAUCAGGGCUUUAUGAGCAAUAUGCGAGUAACUGGGACUCUCUAACUCUGAAUCAAGAUGGAAACCAACACAACACUCUAGCUAUUGUUGAUCCUGCUGUCAGACCUACCUGGCAAAGUUUGGACAACUCAUCUGUGAAGAGCAGGCUUUCACAACCUAGUCCUCAACCUCCUCAGCAGUCGCCUCAGUCAAGACGAGGAGACCCUUGUUCAAUAAGCGUGCCUUGUUCAGGAGUCAGGAACCAAGGACCUGCUGUAGUAUCUGGCAGUUAUUCAUCAAGUUCUAGUAUGACUGUAUCUGAGAGUGGAAGUAGCAUAAGCAGUGAAACAUCAUCAUUCAAUUCGGAAUGUCAAGAUGAUGAGGAAAUUGCCCUUGCCAUGCAAGCAGCUGAAAUAGCUAACCGUAAUGAAGCAAGGUCUAAGUUCAGGUCUAGUGAAGAUUUAGUGCAUCGGUUGUUCCUAUGUGUUGCUGGUGUAGCUGACCAGCUUCAGACAAACUUUGCAGGAGAUUUGCGCAAUGUGUUAAAAUGUGUGUUCCAAAUGAGUGCUUCUUACAGCACCGAAGAAGACAAACCAGAAGAUAGUGAUGAGGAUGAAACAGAUCCAUCAAGGAUUAUUGAAAGAGGUGAAGAUGCUCUUCUACCAGGAUGGGAGAGAAAUUCCAUUGAUAAUCAAGAAGAGGAAUCUAUUCCUUAUAACAAUGAUACUAGUAGUGUGGAUAACAGUUCUGACACUCCUAUCGAAUCACAGGAUUAUACACCUGAUUUCCAUUCAAUGCAUGACCAAGUUCCUAUUGAUUCGGAACUAAGGUGCACUUGCUGUGAUCCUAGAACUGUUGGUGAUAUGGGACAAAGUGCGGAAAUCGAUGUAGAUGUAAAUGUGCGUGUGGACGUGGAACAAGAACUCCCACAUAUUUCAGAGUCAGAACCCCCGCCCCCUUGGGUUCCAGAUGAGCUCGCACCACGAUGCAUGUCUUGUGAAUCAGCAUUUACUGUUGUGAGGCGCAGGCACCAUUGUCGAAAUUGUGGGAAGGUAUUUUGUGCUCGCUGCAGCUCAAACUUUGUACCCCUCCCCAGAUUUGGACAUGUGAAGCCAGUUCGUGUUUGUAAUCGCUGCUUUCUUUACCAAGUAACCCCUUUUACUCUCCGAGCAGCCCUGUAAGCAAAUUGAAGUUGGUAAUUUAAAUUAUUAUUUUCUUUGACAAACCCAAAUUUGAGUACUUUUAUCUCACUGAUGUUGACUAAUACGUAGCUUGGCUGAAGCCUCUUAGUUAUUUGUAGUAUAAGUUUUAAUCAAGUUAGGUAACUCAAUCGCUGAAUAUUUUCAUUUAUUUUCUGUAAAUCCUAUCCUGAGAUAAGAGUCUUAUUGACUUGUUAUCGCAGAGGGAUGUUGUCAUUCAGAAAGAAACAGAUCCUACCACUGUGAAGACUAUUUUAUUAAUUUCCGUCCUUGGGGAUCUGUACACAUUUCACAUUUUGUAACAAUUCAGUUUGCCCUAGAGAUUAUUUCUUACUUGUUUGUUACUACUCAUAUCAUGAUACACCACAUGUGGCGUGGCAGUUACUUUUCCUUUUUUCAGACUUCAUGCAGAUCUAGUCUGCCUUGACCAAAUCUCCGCUGCUUUGGGGUUGUUCAAAAAUAUUUUAUGUUUUGAUCUUUUUAGUUAACAAGGUUCUUACUGAGUCCUAGCCCAUUAAAGGAUGCCACUAAGUUGCCAUGUUGAAAAUGACGUUAUGGAAACUGAACAGAGCAGUUUCAUUUGUAAUUACUGAAACUGAACAUUUCCCUUAGAGCUCAUUCUGUACAAGAAUCUUACUAUUAGUGUACAUAAUAGCUCUUUUCAUAUAAUUUGACAAUACUUGAGCAGUUUUUUUGUACCUUUAUUUUGUAGCCUGAAAAUUACUUUUCUUUUAAACUACAGGGUCUUUUUCACAACAUGUGUUUAUGUAAAUUAGAAGUUGUGUCAUUCACAUGCCUUUCUACCAUAGUUGUGUCAAUUUUUGUGAAGUUUUGGGAAAUGUGUACUGAUAUGUAGUUUAUUUAAGACUAAUUUUGACUUACGAGUGUUCAUAAAUUCACAAAUUGACAUUUUGUCAUAAGCGUUGUAUGAAUUUUCCUAGUAGAUAAAGAACAAACUGUGAUAUAGUAGAAACUUAAAGUUAGUAGUUUUGGAAGGCAUAAGCUUAAAGAAUAGGUGUUAAGUGAGUGAGUGUUGGCUAAUUUUGUCAUAUGUAUGUUCACAUUAUAAUCAUUAUUCCAUUGUGAAUUUUUGGAAAAGACCUUCAAGCUUGUGUUAGCUUGAGAGUAACUCACCCACUUGUUGAACAGCAUCCUGCUUUGUUGCAUUUUGUUAUCGCUAAGACAUUAUUUUUUUACCAAUAUUGUGUGAUGUGGUUUUAAUAAUAAAUAACUGUACUUCAUAGACUGGGGUGAUACACCAUGGAAAUGAAGAAUGAGGAGUUUCCCUCAAAUUCUAAACUUGACAUCACUAUAGUUGUGGUACAAAACUUUAUAAAACACAUUUUCUUUGUUCCCUUUCAAAACCAUUACAGAAUAUGAAAUGCAAAAAACAAGUUUGAGGUCCUCCUCUUGAUCUAUUUGAAUGGCAUGUAUAACAGGUCUUGUAACAGGUAAUCGCCCUUAAAACAGAAUUUAAUGUGUGAGUGUGUCUUGUCAUUUUGUUUUUCCUCAUAAUUAUUACCUAACUUGCACUGUCAGUAGGGCCAUACUUGUGAUUUUCAUUUUUAAUUCCUCUUGGCAAAGUCUUUUAAAACUACAUUCUGUGUUAUGAAAUUAGCAGUUUUUGGUUCCUAUGUACCUUUAUGGCCAAUAUUUCAGGAAAAUGGUCAAAACAAUAAGAAAAGAAGAACCAAUUGUGUUUUGAAUGUAUUGAUCUCUAGUUUAAUUGUGUCAAUUGAGAAAAGGGCUGUCAGCAGAACCCUCUAGACUUUAAAAAUUUUGAUCUAAUAUUACUGUUAUUUUACCAGAGGUUAUCCGUCAAUUAUGAUAAACUAUCUAAUGAAAAUUUUGCUCAAUGUGAAGUAACAUGGUCUUUUCAAGUAAGUUGA